Messenger RNA from Malus domestica (apple), 807 nucleotides. Its product is annotated as group 2 truncated hemoglobin 3-2. The record is from RefSeq and is a predicted model, not a curated record. Lineage: Eukaryota; Viridiplantae; Streptophyta; Magnoliopsida; Rosales; Rosaceae. Gene Ontology annotation, molecular function: oxygen binding; heme binding; oxygen carrier activity. Gene Ontology annotation, biological process: oxygen transport.
UGUAUAAACUAAACAGCUUCCUCACAAAUCUCCAAACUCACACUUCCUCGAACAAGCACGCGGACUCCGCCACCAACCAGUGAGCAAAAGAAUGCAGAGCCUGCAAGCCAAGGCCGCCGAGUGGAGCGGCGUCGACUCGGCCGACGCGUUCGCCAUCGACGAGACAAACCUGUUUCAGAAACUCGGCCUCCAGGCCUUCAUCAACCUCUCCACCAAUUUCUACACCAGGGUGUACGAUGACGAACAGGAGUGGUUCCGGUCGAUUUUCGCCAAUUCGAAGAAGGAAGACGCCAUUCAGAACCAGUACGAGUUUUUCGUGCAGAGAAUGGGAGGCCCAAAUCUCUUCUCACAGAGAAGAGGCCAUCCUGCUCUGAUUGCACGCCACCGUCCAUUUCCCGUCACGCACGAAGCUGCGGAGAGGUGGCUGCAUCAUAUGCAGCAAGCACUGGACACCACUCCAGACAUUGAUGCAGAGUCCAAGGUCAAAAUGAUGAACUUUUUCAGGCACACUGCGUUCUUCCUUGUGGCCGGAGACGAGUUGAAGAAGAGACAGAAUCCGGCACAAUAACCUCUUAGUAAGCAUCGCCAGCAGCAACCGCCGCGCGUGCCAAAGAUUUUAGACAGAAAAUUAAUCUCCAUAUUCAGAGCUCAAUUGUGUUGUGUUGUGAAGACGUAGGAGAAACAAGAUUGUAUUACUUGUCAAACCCUCUUCAUUUUUGUGCUUAAAUGAGCACAACUUGAUACAUUAUUAGCCACUUAUGAAUAUUUAUGAAGAAAUAAUACAUUUCGUACCCUAAAGUUGAAACA